GUGAAAGCAGUACUUUCUGAAUAUGUGAAAUUACCUAUUCACUUCCUCUUUCUGUUCUAAAAGCAGUCUGUGCUUCCCCGGCUAGGCUACUUAAAACCUUCGUGCUAAGGCUGACAUCUCAGAUAAAGGAAAUGCAGUCAUAAAGAAAGCACUAUGGCUGACAUACAGAAGUUGUUACAGGAGAUCCCAACUGCGACGCAUGCAUUGCUGGAAAACCAUGGUAACCUGCAGAAAGUUGCAGAUUAUUGUGAGAAGAAAUACUUGGAGGCAUCUGAUAAGACCCAGGCCCUGGCUGAAACGAAGGCUUUUGUUACUCAGUCUCUUGCUAGCGUGGCAUAUCAGAUCAGCAGUCUGUCUCAAAGCAUCCUGCACCUUCUGGAAUUUCAAACAGCAGACCUUCACAAAGUGGAGCUUACUGUCACCUAUUUGUCUCAGACAGUCGACAUGCACAAAGAUAAAGUGUUUCGCCGAGAAAUUGGAUCAUUAACAAAAACAAAGAAGUUUGUGCGAAGUGAAAAGAUUGUUAGCCCAUCAGAACCACAGCAACAAGGGAAAUAUUCUAGGAAGCCCAUCACCUAUAACAUUUAUGAUGAUAUGGGACAUGGAGUUAAGGAUUCAGCUACACAGUUAGGAAAAACAGGAACAAUGUCAAGAAAAGCUUCCACAACAUCUUUACAGACAACGCCUGCUCCAGGAUCAGCAGGGCGCACUGCCCGGGUUCCAGAACCAGUUCAGCCACCAGUAAUUCCAGAAGCUAAGAUGACUGUCACAAUCAAAAGCAGCACAACCAACUCUUCAGAUGGGAGCUUCACCAGUGCUGGAUCAUUUGGACAUGGCACUGUGGGAAAGCCUGUACCCACACCAGUCCUUCCAGAAGCAGUGGUAGAUGAAUUACCUCCUCCGCCACCUUCACCACCGAGUAUACAUCUGUCACCAUUCAGUAUUAUGCCGUCAUACUCAUCAAAACAAGACGGCCUUCCUCCUCCUCCACUAGAUCCCCUGGGACUUCCACCUCCUCCACCUGUGCCAUGUGACCUUCCACCACCUCCCCCAAUGUCAGGACUGCCAACGUUGUCACAGAUCCCACCACCUCCAGCACUGUUGUCAGAUUUCCUGCCUCCUGCACCUGCCUCAGCAGAUGUUGUACUACCUCCACCAGUGGAUGAGAUAAGUCAUCUUCCUCCUCCACCAUCAUGUACAGAUGUGGAUUUUCAAGCUCUCCCUCCUCCUCCUCCAGACUACGCUGAAGAUUAUUAUGAUGCCAUUGCACCACUUCCGCCUCCUGCUCUAGAUUUCCUGCCUGGGCCAGGUACUGGGAUUCCUAACAACUACAUUGAGAAAGUGGUGGCAGUGUAUUCCUACACACAAGACAAAGCAGAUGAGUUGUCCUUCGAGGAGGGUGAAAUCAUUUAUGUAAUCAACAAGAACUCAGAUGGGUGGUAUGAAGGAGCGACCGCCAGUGGGGCAUCAGGAUUCUUUCCUGGAAACUAUGUUGAACCUGCUACUUAGGCCUCCUGCAGGGCUGACUUUCUUUAUACUGCACUGCACAUUUUCUGAAAUGCUGAUUCUUUUUAUACAGCUGAUCUCCUUUCCAGUUAAAUGACUGAAGUUGUUAUGUUUAUUAACAGCUCUGAUGACAGAGACACUAAUAAAGACUAAGACUGU
Messenger RNA from Protopterus annectens (West African lungfish), 1665 nucleotides. RefSeq names its product abl interactor 1-like. The record is from RefSeq and is a predicted model, not a curated record. The coding region runs from base 154 to 1509 and encodes 451 amino acids. Gene Ontology annotation, molecular function: SH3 domain binding. Lineage: Eukaryota; Metazoa; Chordata; Ceratodontiformes; Protopteridae. Gene Ontology annotation, biological process: regulation of cell migration. Gene Ontology annotation, cellular component: lamellipodium. The transcript is spliced from 8 exons.